Molecule: messenger RNA, 1793 nt
Organism: Bombina bombina (fire-bellied toad)
Lineage: Eukaryota; Metazoa; Chordata; Amphibia; Anura; Bombinatoridae
Gene: MXD3
Product: MAX dimerization protein 3
Exons: 6
Coding region: 680-1249 (189 amino acids)
Biological process (GO): regulation of transcription by RNA polymerase II
Molecular function (GO): protein dimerization activity; DNA-binding transcription factor activity, RNA polymerase II-specific; RNA polymerase II cis-regulatory region sequence-specific DNA binding
Source: RefSeq, a predicted model, not a curated record
AUCCACAGGCAGCAAACUGUCAUACGGUGUCAGAUUUCGAUCAAUGUCACACCUUCCAUUUACCUCAGUCCGAACGAUCGUGUCACACAAUUAUGUCCCCUUCUUCCUGACAGUUGUCAGGGUUUGUAGGAGGCCCCCUGCUGCUUCUGUUGUGUCCUCCCCCUCCAUUAAUUGUCUGCUCUGUCUCUUGUGGUGCUACCAUCCUCUGUGGCCGUCUUCCCUUCCUUUGUAUACUUGUAGCCCCUUCUGAAUUUUGUUCCUUUUCGUUUCCCCAUUAAUCUUCCUUCUGCUUCCUCUUGUUUUUUUGUUUUCUAUCCCCUGCUUUAAUGACAUUAGAAUUCCCUUUUUAUUACACCUCUUAGAUUUUCUAUACUUCUCACCAUAUAUAUAUCUGCCAUUGUUUUUCUCCAUACCACAUUUUGUUAAGCUUGUACUCCACACCUUUUCCUAAUUAAGUUGGACUGUUUACAAUACACCCUGCCUGUCUUGUGCCCCCAAAUCCAUCUUCACUUUGUAUAGUUUUGUUCUCAUAAUGCUAUCUAUGUAUCAUCCUAAUCAGUCUAUGUAUUAAGCAUAUGAUCCAUUUCUGCCUUUUCUAAAAAUGUAAUGUUCAAUGAUUUAUUUUUAAAGCAGUGGUUAUCAGCCAGUUAGUCUACACAUUCAACUAUGUCAAUGUUACAUGGAGGGGUUUGUUGCUAGCCUUAAUGGGAGAGAAGCAGAGCAUGGAUAUGCUUCCAUUCUACCGUGUGACACAGCUGUUUCUGGGAGAAGAAAGCGACAAAGAACCACCAGCAAUCCUGACAGUGUGAGGUCUGUUCAUAAUGAGCUGGAAAAGCACAGGCGAGCCCAGCUUCGAAGAUGUUUGGAGCAGCUCAAGCAACAGGUACCCCUCAGUGUGGACACAUCACGGCAUACUACUUUGAGCCUCCUUCAUCGUGCCAAGCAGCACAUCAAAAAAUUGGAGGAUCAAGAACUCAGAGCAAAAAGUUUGAAGGAAAAGCUAAGAACAGAACAGCAGAAACUCCGCCAGAGAUUAAAACAACUUCUUCCCUCUAGUAACACUGAACGUCUGAGAGCGGACAGUCUGGAUUCUUCAACCUUGUCCUCGGAGCGCUCUGACUCUGACCAAGAGGAUUUGGAGGUAGACGUGGAGGGGAUAAUAUUAACUGGCAACGAGGGUGACCUCUUUGUGUCAUUUACUGCUGGUGCGGAGCACAGUUACUCUACUCCUGUGCACAAUUGGUUAUGACAUUAUGCAAAAGACAGAGUUUAUGGGACAUCGACUCAGGAUGUGACCAUUCAACAAACAUAGACAAACCAGAACUUUGCACUCCAGAAAAGAAAAUGUUUCCUUUUCUGUUUUAAGCUAUUUAAGAUCUGUUAACUUUAUGAAAAAUGGACAGUGCUUUGGAAUUGUAAUUUAAUUUUUUUUUUUUUUUUUUUUUUUAAACUCAUCCUCAGUUUAGAAGAUCUAUCUAUUUACAGCAAAGCUACAUUUGUUAGCAUUGUACGCCUGUCUUUAUUUAUGUUGCAAUGAAUGUCUUUUUGUUUUUGGGAAGGUCACUAGCAUGCAUUAUUAUAGCAUUAGGCAACCAGAUCAGAUGUGUGCUAUGUACUAAGCGGUGCUAUUUUUAUCCCCAGUACACAAACUGUUAUAUCCCACAACAUUCAAGAAUUUACAUUCUUUCUCUAUUCUACUCAAACCCACACUCAGAGGAUUUUCUACAGUGUAGAGUAAAAUAAGUCUAUAUGAAAUUUAAGUAGGUGCAUUAAAACUAAGCAAUGAAAACAUU